Molecule: messenger RNA, 435 nt
Organism: Penicillium diatomitis
Lineage: Eukaryota; Fungi; Ascomycota; Eurotiomycetes; Eurotiales; Aspergillaceae
Exons: 4
Coding region: 1-435 (144 amino acids)
Source: RefSeq, a predicted model, not a curated record
AUGUCUUCGAUCGCUGCUAUGGCUACUCGCCGGGCUCUGGCCCGCCAGCCCAUCCUCCGCGCUCCUCCCCGCCGCUUCGCCUCUAAGGUUUCAGAGGCCAGCCUCGACAAGGCCCCCAAGCGGGAUCCUGAGCUCUAUGUUCUGCUCGGCGUUAUGUCCGGUGCUUUCCUGCUUGCUGGCUGGUACUUCGGCAGCAAGCCCACCUCCGUCACCUCCGAGAGCAACGUUCGCAUUGGCGAGUCUGCUAUGCCCUGGGAUGCCGAGUCUCACGAUGGAAAGGUCUACAAGUACCGCUACCACCCCCACGGUGACAAGAACCAGCCUCUCCAGGCUGCUCCCAGUGCCAUGAACACUGUCAUUGUUCCCAACGUGGCCCUGCCCGCUGAUCUUCACGAGAAGUUCAACAAGUACGGCAAGGAGGAGUGGGACUACUAA